Castor canadensis (American beaver) is the source of this 1869-nucleotide messenger RNA. It is a transcript of the gene Orai3, whose product is annotated as ORAI calcium release-activated calcium modulator 3. The record is from RefSeq and is a predicted model, not a curated record. Gene Ontology annotation, cellular component: membrane. Gene Ontology annotation, molecular function: store-operated calcium channel activity. Lineage: Eukaryota; Metazoa; Chordata; Mammalia; Rodentia; Castoridae. Gene Ontology annotation, biological process: store-operated calcium entry.
CUUUGCCCAACGGCCAAGCACUGCAGGGGCUUUGUCCCGGCUCCACCCUAUCAUGUGGCUGUCCCAGCUCCGCCUCUGCCCCAGUUCCUGUUUCGGUCUCAGGUCUCCGCUAUCCCGCUCGGCCCGGGGCUCCCGCAUUCGUUUUGUCCCUGCACUUCCCCGCUGAGCCGCCGCCUCUUGGACGCCCGCAUCCCUAGCUCCGCCGGGGAUGGGGUUUCCUGCCGGCUCGGGCCGGUCCUCUUGGGACCACCAGGGCGCCUCGGCUCCACCGUGACCCUACGCCGCGCGGUGCCCGUCGCCCGCAGGAUGAAGGGCGGCGAGGGGGACGCGGGCGAGCAGGUCCCGCUGAACCCGGAGGUCGAGAGCCCCGCGGGCUCGGCCACGUACCGAGAGUUUGUGCACCGCGGCUACCUGGACCUCAUGGGGGCCAGUCAGCACUCGUUGCGGGCGCUCAGCUGGCGUCGCCUCUACCUCAGCCGGGCCAAGCUCAAGGCCUCCAGCCGCACGUCUGCCCUGCUGUCAGGCUUCGCCAUGGUGGCCAUGGUGGAGGUACAGCUGGAGAGCGACCACGAAUACCCACCAGGCCUGCUGGUGGCCUUUAGUGCCUGCACCACCGUACUAGUGGCUGUGCACCUCUUUGCACUCAUGGUCUCCACGUGUCUGCUGCCUCAUAUAGAAGCCGUGAGCAAUAUCCACAACCUCAACUCUGUCCACCAGUCGCCACACCAGCGACUUCACCGCUAUGUGGAGCUGGCCUGGGGCUUCUCUACUGCCUUGGGUACCUUUCUCUUCCUGGCUGAAGUUGUCCUGGUGGGCUGGGUCAAGUUUGUACCCAUUGGAGCCCCCCUGGGCACACCUGCCCCCAUGGUUCCUACAUCCCAGGUGUCACCAGUGACCACCUCCCUUGGUCCAGCUUCCAACCUCUCACCAUCCUCUGCUUCUGUAGCCCCUUCACAGCCUGAGUCUUCCAAGGCCUGCUCACCCCAGCAGCCAUGUGGUGGGGGGGCCUAUGGGCCUGGCUGGCAAGCAGCCAUGGCCUCCACAGCAAUUAUGGUGCCUGUGGGACUCGUGUUUGUGGCCUUUGCCCUGCAUUUCUACCGCUCCUUGGUGGCUCACAAGACAGAUCGGCACAAGCAGGAGCUGGAAGAGCUGAGUCGCUUGCAGGGGGAGCUGCAGGCUGUGUGAACCCAGCAUCCCUCUGGUCUGCAAAGGCCCUGGGGCCUACAGACCUCAUUCCCUGCCCCUGGCUGGAGCCACUUUCUAUAGCCACUCUCAAGUGGCCAGAUUCCUGCGGCCACAGAGUCCCACUUGUGGGAUGCCCCCUGUCAGUCCAUGGGUUUUGUAAGCUCUGCUCCAUGCCUGGCUGGGAGGAACAAGGAGGCAAGUGGAAUCUUCAGUCCAAGGAUUCUGAGGCACUGAAAGAGGCAGGGCAAUCUAGUAAGACCUCUGGUGCUGGCUAUCAGAUGCUUGCUCCUCUACGGGAUGUAGAGGUUGAAAGGUCAGUGCCCCCAACUACUGUCCCUGAAGGCAGUUGAUUUAUGCAGUCUUACAGUUGGCAUUUUCAUGGGUUCCACAGUCUUGCUUUAGCUGCUGCAGAGGGAUUUGGGUGUUUCUACAACAGCUGUAAGGUCAGCCUUUCCUAGGAGGAACCUCUCUAUAUUUGGAGAUUCAAGCCCACCCCUCCACCUCCAAUGUUGUGACCUGUGGCCAUGCCUGCCCAACUGUCCUAGGCACCCUCCUUGGCCCAGGCUGGGGCGGGGAGGAGGGGGUGGUCUUUGAAGACCAGGGGUCUACAUGCCUAGCAAGGAUUGGAGGGAGGUUUUUUUUUUCUUUUCUUUUCUUUUUGUUGGUACUCAGCCUACACCUCGA